Molecule: messenger RNA, 1093 nt
Organism: Salvia miltiorrhiza (redroot sage)
Lineage: Eukaryota; Viridiplantae; Streptophyta; Magnoliopsida; Lamiales; Lamiaceae
Exons: 6
Coding region: 254-1093 (279 amino acids)
Source: RefSeq, a predicted model, not a curated record
AUUGAUUGGGGAACAAGUUGGGUGGAGUCGGAGGAGAUGGGAGAAGGAUGCAGAUUGCUCAUGGAUUUGGGGCGUCCAUGGCUGAACCGUGGUUGGCUGCUCAUGAAGAUUUAUCUAGCUCCUAACCCAAAUAUGCCUCGCAAUAUCGACCCUUAUACUUCACGCCGCAGAGCAUGGCAAGCCCAUCGAGAAGCUCUUCUACAGCCUGCAGAAUUUACAGAGCCAAGAUAAUGGAAAUGCCGCUGUUUUGGAGAUGCUGACAGUCUUGCCUGAAAUCAUUGAAGAUCAAAAUGGUGAUUUCCGUGUAACCUCUGCUCGACGUAAAGAGUAUGGACAAGAGCUUCUUGCACAAACUCCUACGGUGCUGGAGUUUCUAAUGCAGCAGAUUGGUGAGGGUGUUGGGAACAACGUCCAACAUCAUGACAGGAACAGAAAGAUAUUACGUUGUUUGCUGAGCUGGACUUUGGAUAUUCUCCUGCAAAUUCUUGUUGUCUUCCCAAAGGUAGAACCCCUGCGAAGUAAGGUUACCUCUUUCAUUCAUCGUAUGGUGGACACUCUAGGACCUUCAAUAUUUCCUUAUCUUCCGAAUGCACUGGGCCAGUUGCUAAUAGAAAGUGAGCAACAUCUUCAGCUAAAUGGGCUGAGUGCAUGUUUGAUCAUCAGGCUUGUAUGGUUUAGAUACACUUCUAUUGUAUGGAAACUAUACUUUCGACCAAGUAUAUGGUCAUAUGUUUUCCUCAGCCUCAUUAAGUACUUAUUGAGAGGGAUGAGAGGCGUGGCGCUUUGCUUGAUUCUGUUGUUUGAAUCGCUGCUUGGCUUCUUGGGCUUGCUGUGCUCGACGGUGGUGCCCACCGCGGGCGGAUUGAGCAGCAGGGACUGGAUUAGCUGGGCAUUCGUGUUUCAGGCCGUCGUAUACACGGGGUUUAUGACGAUUAUGUUGCUCUACAGUGUGGCGGCUACUGCUGUGCUGUUUAUGUAUUGCAAGGCUUUGCAGGGGGAGCUUGCCUUUGAGAUUGCGGAGGAGCUCGCGCAGGAGUAUAUCCGGCUGCCUUUCGAUGAUGGGAAGCUUUCCCACGUUGUCUACGUCGUGUAG